AUGAUUCAUCCGCGUCACUUGAAGGAAAAAGAGAAACAAGUUGAGAAGAAUGAGGUCCAGACUAAAGAGAAAGGCAUCGUUUUGCAGCCUUUGAAAUCCAAGUGGAAACCAAAUAUUGGUGCCAAGGAAACUACUGCUUCAAAUUCGGGCUUAACUGAUAAAGAAAAAGAAUCAAUUCCAGUUGAGCAGUCUGAUAAAGACAUAGAUUCUCCAAACGAAAUUCCAAAGGAUCACUCGAAUAUAAAUUGCAAUGAUAGGAUUAAGGCUGCAAAUGAUGUAGGUCAGGAUAGGACGGAGGAUGAAAAUAAUCUAAAGCAACUAGCUCCUCGCAAAAAGAUUGAUGGGGAGCUACCAAUGAAAGAUGAUCUAAACCAGCAAAACAACAAAAAUUGUUGUUGA
Oldenlandia corymbosa var. corymbosa is the source of this 399-nucleotide messenger RNA. The record is from the annotation of a GenBank genome assembly. Lineage: Eukaryota; Viridiplantae; Streptophyta; Magnoliopsida; Gentianales; Rubiaceae.